Molecule: messenger RNA, 816 nt
Organism: Pipistrellus nathusii (Nathusius's pipistrelle)
Lineage: Eukaryota; Metazoa; Chordata; Mammalia; Chiroptera; Vespertilionidae
Source: the annotation of a GenBank genome assembly
AUGGGCUCCUGCGUGUCGCGAGAUCUCUUCACAGGUGUCCCCAAGGAUUGCCCCAUGCCCCCGGGCGCAGGCCCCCUGAGCCCACUGCCCGCCAGCUGCCCGCCCGCCUUCAUCCCGGACUAUGUCACCGGCAAGGACAAACACAUGGAUUUCUGUUGGGAUCCUUGGCAGAGAUGCUUCCAGACCACCAACGGCUACCUGUCCGACUCCAGAUCCUGCUCCAGCAGCUACCACGUGGCAGCCCUGGCCACCUCGUCCCUUGUGGGGGUGGUGCAGAGCAUCAAGGACCACAUCACGAAGCCCACGGCCAUGGCGCGUGGCCGCGUGGCCCACCUCAUCGAGUGGAAGGGCUGGCGGGCCCCGCGGGCGGGCUGGGAGCUGUCGCCGGCCGAGGACGAGCACUACUGCUGCCUCCCGGACGAGCUGCGCGAGGCCCGCUUCGCUGCCGGGGUCGCUGAGCAGUUCGCCAUCACAGAGGCCACCCUGAGCGCCUGGUCCUCGCUGGACGCCGAGGAGCUGCACCCCGAGAACAGCCCCCAGGAUGCCAUCCAGCUGCAGGACCUGGACGGCGUCUACCUUCCGGACAGUCUUCUGAGCGGCCCCUCGCAGGACGACAGUCUGCUGGCCUUCUCCUCCCCUGGCCUCUCCCCUGACGGUUGGCCCUCACCCGAGGAGCCCCCCAUCACAGCUGCUGUCCCCCAGCCCCCCAGCCCCGAGCAGCAGCACCGGCCCCGGCUGCCCGGGGGCCUGCAGGGCUCCCUCCCCUCGGUGGACAGCGGCUCCCUCUCGGAGGAGGACGAGGUGUUUUAUAACUGA